UGAUAUUACUUUCACUUGGCAGAGUUUGGCCGGCCGACCGCUUCCCUAUAGUAUUAACGUGGUUACAACAGAUCAGGAAGUUCUGCCGCGUCCCUUCAUGAACAUUUCACAGAUCGGUGAAAUACCGACGAAUGUACAAACGUUUGCUAUUGGCCUUAAAUGUUCUGGUAUACGCGCCUCUGAAGUGGAUGUCACAAUUUCAAUAGAGGUGAUACUCAAUCGUGCCCUCAACAAUGUAACUCAUUUGGUUUUUCGGCGCAAAAAGAUUUGUCUACUCGCCGAUACAGAAGAGAAUGCAAUACAUGGACCAGUGUUGCUAGAGACCGCUGUGCCACCACCUACUGGCAUAUUGACCAUCAUUGUGGGCAGCUCUUUGGCUUUGGCACUCGUAAUCAUUUUGCUUUUAACCGCUUAUUGUGUACGACGUUCAGCAAAGCGUCAAAACCAUGGCCAACCUAUGCGCACAUCAAGCUUUCAACGCCUCAACACGAACGGACCAUGUCAGCAAUCGGCCACUUACAAUAGUCCACCAUCCAUGAUUGCACCUGUCCAUAGUUCUUUGCCACGUAAAGUAGAACCUCAACAACCGGAAGAGUUGCAUCGGCGCAUAUCGGAGCUUACAGUGGAGCGUUGUCGUGUACGUCUCUCAAGCUUAUUACAGGAAGGUACGUUCGGUCGUGUCUAUCGUGGCACCUACAAUGACAAUCAAGAUGUGUUGGUGAAGACUGUGGCACAGCACGCCAGCCAAAUGCAAGUGUCUUUAUUGCUGCAAGAGGGCAUGUCGCUGUAUGGCGCUUCCCACCAGGGCAUACUUUCAGUUUUGGGCGUGUCCAUUGAAGAUCACACCACACCGUUCGUGCUCUACUCAGCGCCGAAUACUACCCGUAAUCUAAAGCUUUUCCUGCUGGAUCCGUCUUGCGCGCGCACGAUAACCACCGUACAGAUCGUUAUGAUGUCCACCCAAUUGGCGCUAGCCUUAGUGCAUCUACACAGUCAUGGGGUUGUGCAUAAGGAUAUAGCAACGCGAAAUUGUGUCAUUGAUGAUCAGUUACGCGUCAAGUUGUCAGACAGUUCGCUCUCCCGAGAUCUCUUUCCGAGCGAUUACAAUUGUUUGGGAGACAGCGAAAAUCGUCCCGUGAAAUGGCUUUCCCUAGAAGCUUUACAGCACAAACAGUUUGCAGAAGCCAGCGACUCUUGGGCGUUCGGCGUGCUUAUGUGGGAGUUGUGCACAUAUGCGAAGCAACCGUACUCCGAGGUUGAUCCCUUCGAAAUGGAGCAUUAUUUGAAGGAUGGCUAUCGGUUGGCGCAACCCUUCAACUGCCCGGAUGAGCUCUUCACAAUUAUGGCCUACUGUUGGGCGCUUCUACCGAUCGAGCGUCCCACAUUUGCUCAACUGAAUGCGUGUCUCUCGGAGUUCUAUGCGCAAGUGACGCGCUACGUGUAAAUUCGGGUGGGAGAGACCUCGCCAUAUGUUAGACUGUAAAAUUGCUUCCCUACUCAAAUAUAUAGAAUAAAAAAAAGCAACAACAAACUUUAUUUUAAACUUAUUAAAUACAUACAUUUACAUUCAGAAUAAUAUAAUACAAUACAUACCUACAUACCUACUCCUAUAUAGAUAUUUUAUUAGUUAGUAUAACCUUGUGAGAUUGCCAAAAUAUAUUUAUUAAAUAUUUACUGAUUUUAGGAUUAACUCCUAAUGACUGCGUAUAUAUAUGUGUAUAUAAGUAAAGGGUGUUUUUAAAGGCAUACAACUUCAUAAUUAAAUAAAAUACAUAACUGUUUAAUGUUAACUGUUUUCGAUGCAGUCAUCGAAUAUUCCACGUGCUGUUUGGCAUGUUACGUCAUAACAUUGGUAUCAAACCAUUUCCACACUAGCACAAACCUCACUUAAAGGGAUGGGCGAUAUCUCUGCCUAUGUACAGGUACAGUCAAGGGUAUGCGUGGUGCGAAAACUACAUUUAUGUAGUUAUUGGAAUAAGUUGGUUGGUGGAUGGACGAUUAAGUCGACUGUAAAAUGGACUUAUCGACUUGUAUAAAUUUGUAAGCUUACAGCGUUGGUGGCAUAUUCAUGUUGAAAGGCAAAAUAUACCAUCUAACAAAUCUACAAAACAGAUAUCUAUGAGUUGAUUGCCAAAAAUGGUUACAGCUGAGAUCAGCUGAAUUCAAACACAGAGGGUCACAUUUGAAAAAACAAUACUCAAACAACAACAAAACAAACAUUAACUGUAUUGCUCUAACUCAGUACUUUGAUUAUGCGCUGUUGUCACUCGAAAAUCAAGCCUCUAGAAAACAUCCUGCACAUACUCGUACAUUGAUAAGUUAGUUAUGAAAAUUAUUACGAAAAUUGUGUAAAUAUUUAAGUAUUUUAUUGUGUUUAUUUGUAGGUACGCAGCUUUAUUUGCGUAUGUAAAGGCAUACAGAUAUAUUUUCUAAUACGAAGGCAUAUACAAGGUGGCGCAAAAUAAAUCACCCUAUCGGAAGAUUAAUAAUUUUUGCAAAUGGCGUCGUACGUAAGUCAUGCUUGGCACUUGGGAACCAGACAGCUGCAGUAUAGACAAGCAAUGGACCACUUAAAGUUCAGAGUAAAGGUUUUUGCCAGCCCAAAUAUGUUUGUUUGUUUUAGUUUUGCGCCACUUUGUAUGUGAUUCAUAUCUGUGUACAGGGUUACCGGGAUAGUAGUUGUAGAUACUUAAGGACUUCAUUAUUUAGGUAGUUUCUAUUUAAAUUUUUUAUAUGACAUGAAACACCAAAUGAUAGAAACGUUUUUUUUAACAGCGGUCGUUUCGCGGCAGGGUUUUGACAAGUCUCCGAGAGUUUUUCUGCCAUGAAAAAAACUCCUCAUAAAAAACCACCCGCUGUAAGAAGUCGGCUUAAAACUGUCCCUUCAUUUCGUGAACAACAUCAAGAAGCGCAGCACAAAUUGGAGGGAAAGCCCGGCCAAACACCCAAAACAGGUGUAAGCGCCAAAACUUAAGCGUUUUCGGGUAUUCGAUUUCAAUGAUAAUUAAAAAAAAAAUCCGUUUGUUUUUAAUCUCAGUUCAAGGGCCCAUUUUGCUUCUUUUUUUUUUUGGUGGCUAUGUAUGCCAAUUAAAAAAAAUCAUCAAUCAAAUUUCAACUAAGCUCUGACUAUUGAAAAUGGCUGCUUCAUAAAAUUUUGAAUUUACAAUUUUUCACUAAGUGUUUCUUACUUUACAUUACAAUGAAAAAUGCAAAAAAAUGUAUACGGGAACUAAAAUUAUUUUAUUUUUAGAUAUUUUUAGGCAUUCAAAAAGUCAUAAAAUUCUGAGAAUAAUGUAAUUGCAUAGAAAACAUGGAUUCUGUUUCGUACCUGGCUUCUUAAACAAAACGAAAAAGAUCGUCUGCACUGAUUUUGCGGUCAGGUCACAUAGUGAUAAGCUUUGGACAUCAUGUUAUACAAGAUGGCGCAAAAUUAAUCAAGAGCCUUUAGCUCUUGAAUUGUUGCUGGCUUAUCGACGUACACCCUUUCUUUCAAAUAACCCCAAAGAAAGAAGUCCAACCGUGUCAAAUCACCUGACGCGACGUGAGAUUAUUCGGCCAUCAAAUUUUUUCGCACAAAAUAGCCAUUGUUUCGUUAGCUGUGUAACAAGUGGCACCGUCCUGUUGAAACCACAUGUCGUCCACAUCCAUAUCUUCUGGUUCGGGCCAUAAAAAGUUCGUUAUCAUCACAAGAACUGCCUGACCGGCCUCAUUUUGGAAAAAAUACGGCCCAAUGAUGCCGCUGGCCUAUAAACCGCAUCAAACAGUCACUCUUUGUGGGUACAUUGGUUUUUCGGCAAUCACUCUUGGAUUAUCAUUCGCCCAAAUGCGGCAAUUCUGCUUAUUGACGAAUCCACUGAGGUGAAAAUGUGCCUCAUCACUGAAGAUGAUUUUCUUCGAAAAUUGGUCAUUCACUGUUGCCAUUUCUUGACACCAUUCUGACCAUUGACGACGCUUGAAAUGGUCAAGAGGCUUUAGUUCUUGAGCCAAUUGCUCCUUGUAAGCGUGUAAAUGCAAGCCUUUAUGCAUAAUGUUCAUCAACGACGAGCGUGAGAGUUGCAAUUGUUGGGCACGACGACGAGUUGAGGUGGACGGCUCUUCAGCCACACUAUCGCGAACAGCAGCAAUAUUUUCUGCAGUAUGUGCUGUACCGGCAUGCACUGGUGUUUUCACAUCUCCUACAGACCCGGUUUGCUAAAACUUUUGCACAAUUUUUCCUAUUGUACGCACAUUUGGACGAUUAAAUUGACCGAAAAAAUCACGAAGUGCGCGAUAUGCAUUUCGAUUUGAACGCCCGUUUUCAUAAUAAGCCUGAAUAACUUUAACGCGUUGCUCGAUUGUAUAUUUUUGCAUGGUCCAAAUUGAGUUAGUCUGAAAUUGAAAAAUAUCAAAUGAAAUGCAGAAGAAAACUUGACGUUUAGGUGUGGUUCACAGUCUACAUGGGCCCUCGCAAUUUAACCACCCUUUAUUUAUAACGAGGCAAAACAAUGAAUUAUUUUGACGCGAAAUAAGGAGCACUGGCUGCCAGGGCCUUCGACCCGCUGAUGCGGAUAUUACUAUUAUUAUAAUUUUUGUUUUUUGUUUUUUGUUUUUUUAGUAAAAAAUGAUUAAUUUGCGCCACCUUGUAUAACCUUAUUAAUCAGAAAUUAACAAAAUAAUAAUGUCCUCAAAAAUCUGGGACGAUUUCCCUGGUAACCCUGUAUUUUUAACAAUAAUUUGUUGAAAUGAAUUUUUUCAUUUGAACAUCAAAACUAACUUCGUACGAACUUCUUUAUUUUGAUUUUAUGCUACAAUAAAUAUAAUUUUGAAAUCGUAUGUAUUUACUAACUAAGCGAAUCUAUAGUGAUAAUUAGUAAAUAGUGAUAAGCAGUAAAUCAAUUUUUAAAUACUUAUAAAUAAAUAUGUUUGUAUGUGUAUGAAAACCGCAUGAAGUGGUAAUAAAAGUAAAGUUAAACGUACAUUGUAAAUGAAGAGCAAAUUUAUUACUGAUUCAGCAGAUAAUCAAUUAUUGAAAUCAGAAAUAUUUAACAAAAAAAGCAAAAACACAAAGCAGAUACAAAAGGAAAUUAUACAAUGGUUAAAUUUAAAUUUUUGCAAAGUUGUUUGUGUAAUUGAAUAAAUAA
Anastrepha ludens (Mexican fruit fly) is the source of this 5120-nucleotide messenger RNA. It is a transcript of the gene dnt, whose product is annotated as tyrosine-protein kinase Dnt. The transcript is spliced from 3 exons. Gene Ontology annotation, molecular function: protein kinase activity; ATP binding. The coding region runs from base 98 to 1444 and encodes 448 amino acids. The record is from RefSeq and is a predicted model, not a curated record. Gene Ontology annotation, biological process: multicellular organism development; positive regulation of kinase activity; cell surface receptor protein tyrosine kinase signaling pathway. Lineage: Eukaryota; Metazoa; Arthropoda; Insecta; Diptera; Tephritidae. Gene Ontology annotation, cellular component: signaling receptor complex.